UAGUGUAGACGAGUUGUGAAAUAAAGAGUUGUUGAAUUAAAUUAAACAGUGUUGAUUUUAUUUGUCAAUCCAGAGAUACGAACCUAACAAAGUAAACUAGCAAGAGUAAAUUCGUAACAAUUGGUGUCAGAAGUGGGAUUGUCAAAUAAUCCAAAUUCAAAAUGGUUAAAUUCGGAGAAUUGAGAAUUCAGCAAUUAAAAAAGGAACUGGAGGGGCGUAAUUUGCCGAUAAGCGGGCAAAAGGCGGAUCUGCAGGCACGAUUACGUGAAGCAAUGGAAGCGGAUGGAAUUAAUGUCGACGAAUUCGAAUUUGAUGGCCCAGAAACUUCUACAAAGGUAGAAGAAAAAGUAGAAGAACAACGAACAUCAUCAAGCGUAGACACGAACAUGCUGUUAGUGGCUAUUAAGCAAAUAGCAGAAAAUGCAGUGCAAACAGAAAAUCGUCUGGCACAGCAAAUAGCAGAAAAUGUAGUGCAAACAGAAAAUCGUCUGGCACAGCAAAUAACGCAAAUAGCUGAAAAUACAUCACAGUUAGAGUCUCGCCUUACACAACAGAUUACGGAAAAUACUACACAACUACAAAAACAAGUGCAAGAGAAAUUUUCAAAAUUUGAAGACGAAUUAAGCACUUUAAAAAAUGGCGAAGAAAAUUUAAAAUCAGAAGUUCUGCAAUUAAGUAAUCGUGUGCGAGAACUGCAACUACAUGGCCCUGCACCAUCAACAAAUAAUCAAAGAUUGAAGGCACCCACAUUCGAUGGAAGUAUUCCAUUUCAAAUUUUCAAACUUCAGUUUGAAAAGACAGCAACGGCCAAUAACUGGAAUGCAGCGGACAAAGUGGCGUCCUUGUUUGUAUCAUUGAAAGGACCGGCAGCAGAAAUCCUUCAGACUAUUCCAGACUGUGAACGGGACAACUAUGAGGCAUUGAUGAGUGCGAUAGAAAGACGAUAUGGUAGUGAGCACCGGAAACAAAUAUACCAGAUCGAACUGCAAAAUAGGGGUCAGAAGAUGAACGAGUCAUUGCAAGAGUUCGCAACUGAAAUCGAACGACUGGCUCAUUUGGCAAAUGCAGAUGCACCUGUGGAUUACAUUGAGAGGGUAAAAAUUCAAUGUUUCAUAAAUGGAAUUCGUGAUGUGGACACCAAACGCGCCACAUAUGCAUUGCCAAAAAGAACGUUUGCUGAAACGGUUUCGCACGCCCUCACACAGGAAACAGCUUCCCUACUAAGUAAACCAGCACACAAAGUACAAAGGGUUGAAAUGGAACAACCGGCGCUGAUGGAAGAAAUAUUGAAGACUCUGAAGACAAUUGCUGCACCGCGAGUAAAUACAACAGGAAGAUGUUUCAACUGUGGAAAAGCGGGUCACUUUGCCCGAAAUUGCAAUAUAAAGGUAAACCCAUCAAAACGGAACCAACCAACAGAACACCGAAAGAGGAUUCACCACAAAAAUGCGGAUGCAUUAUCGCGUCGCCCUUGUCCACCGGAAUGUAAACAUUGCUCCAAAUCAGAGGGAAAAGAAGGUAUAAUCGACGUGCGAUUACUGAAUAUAGAACCUGAAGAUGAUUGGACUCCUCACCGCAUCAGAAUCAAUCAGCUGGAGGACCCUGAUCUCGCAAAGCUGAUAAUAGCCAAAGAAAAUGGGGUGCGACCACCAAAGGAACAAAUAAGUAACGAGAGUCCAACGGCAAAAGCAUAUUGGGCCCAAUGGAACAGCAUAAACCUCGUUAAUGGAUACCUUCAUCGUACCUGGGAAAGCGAAGAUGGCAAACAGUCUCGUCUGCUGAUCAUAGUACCGAAGUCCAUGAUCCCGAAAGUAUUGAAAGAAUAUCACAAUGGACCUAGUGGAGGGCACCUUGGGAUUACAAAAACUAUAGAGAAGAUUAAACAACGGUUCUACUGGAUCGGUUGUCAAGAUUCCAUAGCAGAAUGGAUAAGUAAUUGCGUAGAGUGCAGCUAAAGGUCCUAAAGCCAAAAGUCGCGGUAGGCUGCAACAGUACAACGUGGGAUCACCAUUUGAACGAGUCGCAAUGGAUGUUGCAGGUCCGUUCCCAACCAGUACGGCCGGAAACAAAUAUCUACUGGUUGUCAUGGACUAUUUCAGUAAAUGGCCAGAAGUAUAUGCCUUACCAAACCAAGAAGCGAAGACAGUAGCCGAAGCGUUUGUAGAAAAUUGGAUAACAAGGUUCGGAGUGCCCGUCGAAUUACACUCAGAUCAAGGCAGAAAUUUCGAAUCUUCCAUUUUCCAAGAAGUCUGUACAUUAUUGGGCAUCCACAAGACACGGACAACAGCGUUACACCCACAAUCAGAUGGGAUGGUAGAGAGAUUCAACCGAACGCUCGAAGAACAUCUGCGGAAAAUCGUUGAUAAAGACCAACGGAAUUGGGACAAGCGCAUCCAGAUGUUCCUGCUGGCGUAUCGUUCAGCGAAGCACGAGACAACUGGUUACACGCCGGCAAAGAUUAUUUUCGGAUCUGAUCUGCGACUCCCUGCUGAUCUUAAGUUUGGAACGAAUCCUACAGCUGUAAGAAAUGAUGGAGAUUAUUGUUCUGCCUUAAAGGAAGAAAUGAAUGAAUUGCAUCUAAUGGUAAGACAGCAUACGCAUCUGAUGAGCAAUAAGAUGAAGGACCGGUUCGAUCAAGCGGCAAAUUCAAAAGGUUUUGAAGAAGGUGAUCUGGUCCUGUUGUACAAUCCACUUCGAAAGAAAGGCUUGUCCCCGAAACUACAGACAGCCUGGGAAGGACCCUAUAUGGUGAUGAAACGACUUAAUGACGUGUAUACCGCAUACAAAGAAAUGGGAAAGCGCG
Molecule: messenger RNA, 2803 nt
Organism: Bactrocera dorsalis (oriental fruit fly)
Lineage: Eukaryota; Metazoa; Arthropoda; Insecta; Diptera; Tephritidae
Exons: 2
Coding region: 162-1955 (597 amino acids)
Molecular function (GO): zinc ion binding; nucleic acid binding
Source: RefSeq, a predicted model, not a curated record